Ceratina calcarata is the source of this 3784-nucleotide messenger RNA. RefSeq names its product ankyrin-1-like. The transcript is spliced from 2 exons. The record is from RefSeq and is a predicted model, not a curated record. NCBI's taxonomy places the organism in Eukaryota, Metazoa, Arthropoda, Insecta, Hymenoptera, Apidae. Gene Ontology annotation, molecular function: protein binding. Bases 248 to 3688 code for a protein of 1146 amino acids.
UUCGUUUCUUCAUUUGUUCCUGUUGAGUCCUGCUGUACGGUUGUUCGUUCGAGUACGCUGGUCGUCGAUCCUUCGAUCCUUUGUGUCUAUUGUCUAACGAACAUUGUGAUACAUAACUGUAACUACGAUAGAAUUUAGUUAUAUUUCCUUGGUGUUAGAGAGAAACGAGCCAGUAUUUCAUCUUACUAUCACUUAGUUUGAAAUAACUAAACCGAGGCGUAUAUAUAUCGACAAAUAAAUAAGAAAAAUGUUAGCUAGAGAAGACGUAAGCAGAGAGUUAAUCUCUGCUGUACGUUAUGGAAAUCUAAACAGAGUCAGUGAUUUAGUUAAUAAUUUCGGACUGUCUUAUUCGCCGGCAUGGUCCGGAGGAUAUGUUUUACUACGUGAUGCUCUUGAAAAGCGCCGUAAUGAAAUUGCCAAAUUGCUCAUAACCAAAGGUGCCAAAGUUAAUAAUAAGACUGGAAAGCCUACAAACAAGCCAAUUCACUUUGCUGUGAUGAAUGGCAACAUAGAAAUCGUUAGAAUGCUUAUUGAUAGAGGAGCUCAAGUAAAUGUUAGAAAUAAAUCUGGCUCUACUGCAUUACACAAUGCAGUCCAAAAUAAGAUGUAUGAUAUUGCUGUAUUACUUUUAUCUCAUGGAGCCAAUGUCAAUGCACGAGAUAACACUGACAGAAGACCGUUGCAUCUCGCUACAGCAAAUGCUAGCAUAAAUAUCGUCAGAAUGCUUCUAAAUAACGGGGCUAACAUCGAUGCAAAGGACAGAUAUGGAUUUACUGUGCUUCAUAUGGCAGUUGACAGGCAAUACGAAGAACUUACUCACAUCCUAUUGUGUAAGGGAGCAGAUGUGAAUAUAGUAAACAUGUAUGGUACAAAUCCCCUUAUCCUGGCUAUUAAAAAUGCCAAUAAAAAUAUUAUUAAAACACUUCUAAUGAAAGGUGCCAAUCCUAAUGCUAAGAAUAAAUUUGGUGCCAUUCCUCUUCACGAGGCAAUCAAAUGUAGAAAACCAGAUAUCGUCCAACUACUUCUAUCCAAUGGUGCUGAUGUCAAUGUGAGAGAUAUAAACGACGCAACGCCAAUUCACUGUGCUGUUCAAUAUCCAGAUAUCGAGACUAUCAAGAUACUCCUAGACAGUGGUGCUAAUGUCAAUCUUAAAGAUGGAAACGGUGUCACGCCCCUUUCAGUUGCGGUCAAGAGAGGUAUCUCAGCAAUCAUUCAGUUAAUUCUAGAUCGAGGAGCAGAGGUCAACGUUAAGGAUUAUUCCAAUCGAACACCGCUCUCUUAUGCAAUUGAGAGACAGCAAGUACAUAUUGUUGAACUGCUCGUAAAAUAUGGAGCUUGUAUCGAUAAUUGUUGGAUAAAAGGUUAUACACUGUUUCAUAUUGCCGUUGAAUAUGGUCAUAAAAAUAUUGUUGAAUUGUUUUUGAGUAAAGAUAUUAAUAUAAACGUUGAAGGGGAAAGCGGUGAAACCCCUCUUUAUGUUGCUAUCAAGAGGAGACGUAAAGAAAUCGCUAAAGACCUUUUGGAACGAGGAGCUUCUGUCAACUGUGUAUGCACUUUACCAGACUGGCAAGGGUACACACCAUUACACGUAGCAUGUGAAAAUGGUUUAACAGAAAUCGUCGAACUACUGUUGCAUAAAGGCGCUGAAGUCAACGCUAUCGCUAGUCAGAAGAUAACACCAAUAUACCUUGCUACAAGAUCAGGACAUCUGGACAUAAUUAAACUACUACUGGACAAUAACGCCAAUGUUGACGCGCAAGACAAGAAUGAGAAAACCAUACUACAUUUGGCCGUUGAACAAGGACAACCAGCAAUAGUUGACGAGAUUUUAUCACAUUCACCUAACAUUAAUAUCGAGAGCAAUCAAAAUUCACUUCAAGUUGCGGUGUGCAGGCAACAGAAAAAAUUUAACCGUAUCGUCAAUUCACUCUUGAGGUAUGGUUUUAUGGUUAACACUGAGGAUCAAUGUGACGUCAAAUUGUUGCUUGAUGCCGUUAAAAAGGGGUAUCUGACAAUCGUGGAGAACUUCUUGAAAUCCGGUAUCGAUACUAAUAAACUAUACGGCGCAACGGUUAAUGAGAAAAUUACAUUACUGCACGGGGCCGCUAUGCACAGGCAAAAAGAGGUAGCCAGGCUACUAAUUACUUACAAAGCUAAUGUUAAUGCCAAAGAUUACAUUAACAAUACACCAAUAUAUUAUGCCAUUAAAAACGGCGAUUUAAAAUUCACGGAAUUACUUUUGGCGAACGGUGCUGAAAUAUACGAUAAACCAGAGUUAUUAGGUAUUGCUUUGGAGAAAGGAUGCAAAAAAAUCGUUAAAAUUGUUUUAAAACAUGGUCUAGAUGUCAACGCUGUGGAUAUACAUGGGAACUCAGCCUUACAUCAUGCACUUCUUUCUAAUGAACUACGUCUUGCCGAAGACCAUAAUGAGAACAUCUUCUGUACCACAGCAGAUAUCUUUAAGUUCCUGUUAGAAAAAGGAGCUAAUGUCAAUGCGAGAACCAAAACUGGUUUAACAUUACUUCAUCUAGCCAUUCAGAAAGGAGACGAUCAUGUCGUACGAACUCUUUUGGAAUACGGUGCCGAUAUCAAUUUGAGAGAUGAUAAUGACGCCACAGCGCUUCAUUUUGUUGCGCAAAAAGGAGGAGAAACAAUUUGCAGUUUACUAGUCAAUAAAGGAGCUGAUGUCCAUGCUAAACAAAAAUGUGGUUUAACGGCGCUACAUCUGGCCGCUGAAUCUGGUAACGUAUAUAUCAUGAAAAUUCUGAUUAAUUCUGGCGUCGACGUUGAUGCCGUAGAAGCGAACGGUAAUACUGCACUUCAUAUUGCAUCCAAAAUCGGACAGAACAAAGCCGUUCUAACUCUUAUGCAAAAUGGUGCCGAUGUAAAUAUCGUUAAUAAAGACAAUAAGACAGCGUUCCACUUUGUUAAGUAUGGUAAUGAAGAGUCUUGUGAUGAAAGUUUCUCCGAUAGCAACGACUAUUCCGAUGUCGAUAGUUUCGAAGAUAAUUAUGAUAAUGACGCGUACGACAAUUAUUACGAUUACGAUUACGAUUACGAUUUUGAUGAUAAUUAUGAUGUUGGUUUUGGAUAUGAUUUCCCCCCUUUCGACUUAGAUUUCUUAGACUUGUAUGACCGUCAGUCUGAAGAUUGGUCCGAUUUCUCUGGCAGUAGUAUGGAUUACAAUCGAACGGUUACGAUUUUCCAAGAGCACUUAAUUAAAAUGUACAAUGCUAACUUAUAUGUGAAUCAAGAAAAUUUGCGGGAACUUAAAGUCACGAGAGAGGUAAAAGAUCAGUCUGUGUUUCAGAAAAAAUGUGCGAUAGAAAUAAAGAAAAUGAAAAGUAAAAAAAUUCAUAACACUAAUAUAACAUUCCAUGAUAUAUUAGCAAAACGCUUGGACAAAGUAGUAUCAUACGUUAGAAACGAAAAUGUUGUUCAAGUUUUGAGAUCGAAAGAUUACGAGACACAAUUUCCUGUUUACGCAAGUAUGAUAGACAGCCGUUUUAGGAAAGCUAUGAUACGAAAGGAAUUGUUAGAUGAGAUCGUUAAAGAUUUCAAUGGCUUGAUCAGCAGCACAUCUUAUUGCUUACCGUAUAAUUGCAUCCAAGAAAUACUCAGUUACCUAAGUAACAAUAAUCUAGAAAUUUUAAGAGGUGGUCCACCUAAUAAGGGGUUCAAACAUUAAGUAUGUACAAAGUUAGAGAACACUGUAAUAUAUAACUUACUAUUUUUGUAUUUAUUCAUUAACAUUGAUAUUAAUAAAUUUUUAUUUUGUACUUUA